Molecule: messenger RNA, 4041 nt
Organism: Nothobranchius furzeri (turquoise killifish)
Lineage: Eukaryota; Metazoa; Chordata; Actinopteri; Cyprinodontiformes; Nothobranchiidae
Gene: arih1
Product: ariadne ubiquitin-conjugating enzyme E2 binding protein homolog 1 (Drosophila)
Biological process (GO): protein polyubiquitination; positive regulation of proteasomal ubiquitin-dependent protein catabolic process; ubiquitin-dependent protein catabolic process
Cellular component (GO): nucleus; cytoplasm; ubiquitin ligase complex
Molecular function (GO): zinc ion binding; ubiquitin conjugating enzyme binding; ubiquitin protein ligase activity
Source: RefSeq, a predicted model, not a curated record
AAUGUACAUUUUAGCUGUUUGGACCUACUUUGAAAUGUUUGUAUGAAAACUUUGCCAUAUUUUUCUCCCUUUUCAUCUGACGUAAGUCCGUCGUCAGUACGUGACGCUGCGUCUCUUUGUUGGCUUAGCAGCGGCGACGUUUUGUUGUUAUUUUCGCUGCAGCCGAAAAACAGGCUCGGAAAUUUUUCUUGUUCGUGUUGUUCCGCAACCUGCUACUCACACUUUAGACCUUUAGGUGUGCGAACAACAAGCUGGUAAACACCCCAGGAAUGGACUCAGACGAGGGUUAUAACUAUGAAUACGACGAAGAAGACGAAUGCAGCGAGGACAGCGCCGAAGAGGAGCCCGAGGACGACACCCUGGACCUCGGUGAGGUUGAGUUGGUCGAACCCGUGGUGGCGGUCGGGGAACGAGACGAGAGCGGCGAGACUGGUGUAGGGGGCCACGGUCCUGGUGAAGAAGAGGAGGAAGACUACCGCUUCGAGGUUUUGACUGCUGAGCAGAUCCUUCAGCAUAUGGUGGAGUGUAUCAGGGAGGUCAACGAGGUCAUCCAGAAUCCUGCAACAAUAACACGCAUCCUUCUUAGCCACUUCAACUGGGAUAAAGAAAAGCUUAUGGAAAGAUAUUUUGAUGGUAAUUUGGACAAGCUUUUCUCUGAGUGUCACGUCAUCAACCCCAGUAAGAAGCUUCAAAGGCGUCCUCCAAUCAAUACUAGAUCAUCUGCACAGGACAUGCCAUGUCAGAUCUGCUACCUGAAUUUCCCCAACUCGUUCUUUACAGGCCUGGAAUGUGGACACAAGUUCUGCAUGCAGUGCUGGGGAGAUUAUUUGACCACCAAAAUCAUAGAGGAAGGAAUGGGACAGACUAUUUCUUGCCCUGCUCAUAGUUGUGACAUUUUGGUUGAUGACAACACAGUCAUGCGCCUCAUAACAGACUCUAAAGUGAAGUUGAAGUACCAGCAUUUAAUCACGAAUAGUUUUGUAGAGUGCAAUCGACUGUUAAAGUGGUGCCCUGCACCAGACUGCCAUCAUGUUGUCAAAGUCCAGUACCCAGAUGCCAAGCCAGUGAGAUGCAAGUGUGGCCGUCAGUUCUGCUUCAACUGUGGAGAGAACUGGCAUGAUCCUGUGAAGUGUAAAUGGCUGAGAAAAUGGAUUAAGAAGUGUGACGAUGACAGUGAAACUUCAAACUGGAUUGCAGCAAAUACCAAGGAGUGUCCAAAAUGCCAUGUGACCAUUGAGAAAGAUGGCGGAUGCAAUCACAUGGUUUGUCGGAACCAGAACUGUAAAGCCGAGUUCUGUUGGGUCUGUCUGGGCCCAUGGGAACCUCACGGCUCCGCCUGGUACAACUGCAACCGUUAUAAUGAAGAUGAUGCUAAGGCUGCAAGGGAUGCUCAAGAGCGCUCCAGGGCAGCCUUGCAGAGGUACCUGUUCUACUGCAAUCGCUACAUGAACCACAUGCAGAGUCUGCGCUUCGAGCACAAGCUCUACGCUCAGGUGAAGCAGAAGAUGGAGGAGAUGCAGCAGCACAACAUGUCUUGGAUCGAGGUGCAGUUCCUGAAGAAGGCAGUGGAUGUUCUGUGCCAGUGCCGCUCCACGCUCAUGUUCACUUACGUCUUUGCCUUCUACCUCAAGAAGAACAACCAGUCCAUUAUUUUUGAGAACAACCAGGCAGACCUGGAAAAUGCCACUGAGGUGUUGUCUGGCUACCUAGAGCGGGACAUCUCCCAGGAUUCCUUGCAGGACAUAAAGCAGAAAGUUCAAGAUAAGUACAGAUACUGUGAGAGCAGGCGAAGAGUGCUGCUACAGCAUGUACAUGAAGGCUAUGAGAAGGACCUGUGGGAGUACAUUGAAGAUUGAGGACACGUCCCAAUGCAACGGACUAUUGAGUACCUUGAAAAACUAGAGCGCUGAUGCAAUUAAACAGGGCAGCACGAGCCUUCUGUCGUCCCUUCUUUGGCAACCAACCACUUUUGCAUCUUUUUUUUUUUGGAUUUGUUUAACAGAAACCUUAAAAUAAAUUAUAUUUAAAGAAAGUGUAGAGUAAUAAAAGAAAGUGUACUACAGUAUUGUUAGGAACUGAGUGGAGUCUUGAGAAAGCGGGAAAAGUCCAUCUUAAACUUCUGCAUCCUUUUGGCCUGUAUCGUAAUACUCCCCUAAACUAUCUUCUCUUAUUUUUUUUUUAUUAUUAUUAUUAUUUUGUUUGUGGACCUUUUUCUGUUUUGAGUUUGACUUUUUUUCUCAUUAGUGUGAAAAUGUUUUCAACAGCUUUAAUUGUCCUGGCCACGUCUGCAAUAUUUGGUGAAAUCCUGGCUCUGGGUGGCUGAAUAUUGAUGGGCUGAUUGUAAAGGGGCAAAGACAUUUCAGGAGGGAAAAAGGAGAAAAAACAGACAAAGAAAAGAACAAAUAGCAACUCUGUAUUUUUCAAUUUGUAAAUAGUCCAUAUGCAUGGAAGUUAAAGAGCAAGAGUGGCACGUGUUUGCAUAAUUUUGAAAUAUUUAUUCUUUACUGAUCUUGGGUGGAGAAAAAAAAUGGUGUGCUUUUGCCUUGUAGGUUGAGUCUGUUUACUUGCUCCAUAAAAUGUUGGCAAUAAGACAUUCAUCCUGUCACCCUCUGUCUCUUUAUCUGAGUGAGGACUCUGAUCUUCUCUGAUGAUCGGAUGAGUAACUCAGAGAAGCACACAGUCAAGGCAGCGAGGUUGGUUAUUUCACACACCGGCUCUGUUCCUUUACGCAGACGCUUUGCCGUUCCCUCAGUUGUUUUUAAAGAUGUUUGACAUUAUUAAUUAUUUGCAAGAGCCAAAUGAGUGACAUUCACUCCUUUCUCUAGUUUUCAUUUCCUGACACGGCUGGAGGCACUUGUGUUCAAAGCUCAGCUUGCACCUUUAGGGGUAGAAUGGGGUUGACAGAAUGUACAGACGGCACAGGGGGUCAGGUGUUGCCAGGACGACGCGGCUCGAUGAGACUGAACUUUGCUUUAAACCAGAUUGUGCAGAUGGACUUGAGUUAUCUAUUAGAAGAUGGGGAACUUCUUAAGGUUGCGGGGGUGUUUUCUAAUAUGCUUUAGCGAUAAUGACAGUAUUUUUUUUUUGUACGUGGGUUUCAGCGUUGAAAUGUCAGUGCCCCCUCCAGGCUUUUACAUUGUUCUACGUGGUUUCGGCUCUGGUCGUCCAGCUCUCUGCUUGUGAAUGCUCGUUCAUGUCUGCAGCGGGACAGUCUUCACGGGACUGACGGGAACGGACAUGAUUACUACAGGCACUGAUCCAAGUCAGAAAGAUGACACCAAAGCAUCGGCCAUCAUUAAUACACAUCCUUUUGCCCUAGUUUCAGCUCUUUGGGGAAUUUUCUCCCUCCUAAAAAAAAAGCUUCUUAUGUGUUCCAACUUAUUUUAUCCUAGCAAAUUAUAAACUGUGUUGUUUAUUUGAAUAAAUGUCAUAAGAAAUCUCUUUUUUUGGGAGUACUGUGUGAGUAAUUAGAGUAGGUUUGGUCUCAAGCAUAUUAACAGAAAAUCCAUCAUGUGUUUCUGGAGUAUGAGUUUUAGACCCUGGCAGAGCUGCGUCUUCCAGAAAAGCUUUUAUUUUGGCAAAAUUUAGGUUUAUUUUUUUUCUUUUUGGGGGUAAAAUAAAUGUUAGCUUUUUUGCACCUGGUUUUAUUUGCAGAUUGUACGUUAAAGAUGUUUUUAUGUCUGUAGAUCACAUUUUGUCUGGAGUCUUAACUGAUGAUGAUGCAAGAUAAAUGGAUCGAAGAUGGGCUUUUUAAAAUCUUUUAGUCUCAGCGUUGUCCUGCAGUAACUUUAACCUAGUCCGCUCUCUGGGGCUCACUCUUCACCGUCUAGUAGUUCACAACCAUUUCACCUUUUAAGUUUGAAGUUAAAGCAGCUACCUUCAUUAAAAAUGAGACAUCCAAAAACUUUGAAUACUUUUCUACAUAUCUUUUCUUUUAUGCUAUCAAAAAGUGUUUUAUUUCUUAAUAGUGUAAAGAUGUGGGGGAAAUUAGAUGUUUGUUUUGGAGAAAAAAAUAUUAAAGUGCAAGAUGUUGCAAAUGUU